UCUUUUCGUUUAUGGGAUCAAGAGCGGUCCUUUAUAUUUCAUUUUGAGACUAGGGUUUUUGCUUCUCGCUCCUCCUUCCCUGGACGUCAUUUACGGUUCUUCUCUUCGGUACGUGGACCUUUACUUUGUAAGGAUUUAAAAAUCUUGGCAAGAUGCAGAACGAGGAAGGGCAAAACAUGGAUCUCUACAUUCCGAGAAAAUGCUCGGCCACAAAUAGACUUAUCACCUCCAAGGACCAUGCAUCGGUCCAAAUUAACAUUGGCCACGUAGAUGAGGAUGGGAUUUACAGAGGCCAAUUCACCACGUUUGCCCUUUGUGGAUUUGUCCGUGCCCAGGGCGAUGCCGACAGUGCGGUGGACCGGCUUUGGCAAAAGAAGAAGGCUGAGUUGAGGCAGUAGGAUGUUUCAAAUGACUUGAAGCAUCAUUGUGUUUUAUGGAAACCUUAAUUUUCAUUAUACAAAGACUUUGGGUGGGCCUAUGGCUCUGUUGAUUGGACUCGUUUUGCUUUUGAGGUUAAGCAAGCCAUUUACCUUCUAUGCUUCAGGGAUUCCUUUGAGGUUAUGAUUCAGUAAAGUAUUCCUUACGUUGGCUAGAUGUGAAGGUUUAACUGUGCUCUUUGCUCAGUUUUUGUUGAAGAUUCGAUUUUGUUUCAGAUGAAACUAUUUCAAUA
This is a messenger RNA of Amborella trichopoda, 670 nucleotides long. Its product is annotated as small ribosomal subunit protein eS21. Gene Ontology annotation, cellular component: ribosome. Gene Ontology annotation, molecular function: structural constituent of ribosome. Lineage: Eukaryota; Viridiplantae; Streptophyta; Magnoliopsida; Amborellales; Amborellaceae. Gene Ontology annotation, biological process: translation. The record is from RefSeq and is a predicted model, not a curated record.